GUGGGGGCUGCUCGCGGCUGCGGCGGGGGAUGGGCCUGGGUUGCCUGCGCAGCGCGAGCAAAGCUGCUUUGAGGCGAUGGCGGCGCGGGGGGCCUCGGGCGCUGCCUCCGAUCAGCCAGAGGGGCCUGGCCGUGAGCGCCCCCGGGGUGAGUGAGACUCCUCCGACCUUUGGGUUCCUGUUUGACAUUGAUGGAGUGCUUGUUCGGGGACGCCAUGUGAUUCCUGCUGCCCAGGAGGCCUUCCGGAAACUGGUAGACUCUAAUGGACAACUCCGGGUGCCGGUAGUCUUUGUGACAAAUGCUGGAAAUUGCUUACAGCAUGUCAAAGCCCAGGAACUCUCUGAUGCUUUGGGAUUGAAGGUGUCUCCAGAACAAGUGAUCCUUUCCCACAGCCCCCUGCAUCUCUUCCAUCAGUUCCAUGAGAAGUGUAUGCUGGUGUCUGGGCAGGGGCCAGUGGAGGAAAAUGCCAGGAAUGUGGGGUUCCGGAAUGUGGUUACCAUACAGGAUGUGAGGAAGGCAUUUCCCCUGCUGGACAUGGUUGAUCAAAGCCGUAGACCAAAGGAGCUGCCUCCUCCAACCACUGACUUCCCUACCAUAGAAGGGGUGAUUCUGUUUGGGGAGCCGGUCCGGUGGGAGACAAGCCUUCAGCUGAUUAUUGAUGUCCUCCUGAGCAAUGGGAACCCUGGGGCAGAGCCGGCAGCAGUGCCAUAUCCCCAUAUACCCGUCCUUGCCUGUAACAUGGAUCUUUUGUGGAUGGCAGAAGCCAAGAUGCCAAGAUUUGGCCAUGGCACCUUUCUUGUCUGCUUGGAGAACAUCUACAAAAAAGUGACUGGCAGGGAGUUGAAGUAUGAGGCCCUAAUAGGCAAACCCAGCAUUGUCACUUACCAGUAUGCUGAGUAUCUGAUCAAACAGCAGGUGGAAAGACGAGGGUGGCCAUCUCCCAUCUGCAGGCUCUAUGCUGUUGGGGAUAAUCCAAUGUCUGACAUCUAUGGUGCAAACAUCUACAAUCGCUACCUCAAGGCUGCGUGUCAGGCCCGUGCUCAGGCUGAGGUGAAGAGGAGUGUGGGGGUGGCAGAUCCCCAGAGUGAGGACCAUUCUGAGCCGAAGGAGGAUUGGUACAUCUCGUUGGAGAGCUGCAAGUCAAUUCUAGUCUGCACUGGGGUCUACAGUCCUCAUGGAGAUGUGCCUGCUGACCCACACGAGAGCGUGGUGGAGACUGUGUUCCACGGGCACCGGGACUUCCGCUUGGAUGCCAGCCUACUGGAGGCAUCUUAUGUGGUGCAGGAUGUGAAUGAAGCUGUGGAGCUUGUCUUUGAGAAGGAGAAUUGGAGCCAGGACUGAAAUGGGAGUGGCAAAAUCUACAGUCAUCAGGGUUGAGGAGGGGAGGGGAGGAUGGGAAUCUUCUAGCCUAACUCGUCCUAAAGUGUGUGUGUGGGGGGAAAUUCCUAGGGCAUUGUGGGGCCUAAUGCCAAAGGCCCCUUGUCUUAAUAUCAGUUGGUCAGUCUAUUGUUACUGGCAGGAUGACGCUCUUAAUCUGGCCAGGUCCAUGUUUACACGCUACUGUUGCUCCUGUGCAUUAAACUGUAAUGGAGCAGGAUUGGAUAGAUCACCCUUGCCCCCAUGUUUAUGAGGCUCUGCUUGACCAAAGCCCUUUUCCCUUUCAAAUCCCCUCAGUGCUUGAGAGGUUUAUCCCUGUUACACACAGCGGGGUGGGGAGCAUCAUAGACCCAUGCAUCAGUUAUGUCCUACACAAAUCUUUAAGUAGGAUGUAAGUGGAGCGUGGCCUCUGUACUGACCCUCUGCCCAGGGUGAAAUUGAUAAUGAAGGGUUAAUGACUUUUCCAAGAGUGCUUUGAUGCCCUGGCCUGCUAACUACCUGUUUGUCGGGGGAUUGAGGGUGCACAUAGUGUUGUCUUGAUAUAGCACCUAUGCUCUUACUGGCUUUGUGCUGGAUCAGACUUUAUCUCUUGCAUCCUUACCUCUGUUUCAUGGCUCCCCAGCAACAUAAGGGGGGGUAGUUUACCUCAUAGGAAAACCUGGGCAGCCGCAGCAACUUGGUGCAAUGCUAAAGGUGGAAUUAAAAUGUUCUCAUUGUAACUUA
This is a messenger RNA of Chelonoidis abingdonii (Abingdon island giant tortoise), 2099 nucleotides long. It is a transcript of the gene HDHD5, whose product is annotated as haloacid dehalogenase like hydrolase domain containing 5. The record is from RefSeq and is a predicted model, not a curated record. Gene Ontology annotation, cellular component: mitochondrion. Gene Ontology annotation, biological process: glycerophospholipid biosynthetic process. NCBI's taxonomy places the organism in Eukaryota, Metazoa, Chordata, Testudines, Testudinidae.